Molecule: messenger RNA, 970 nt
Organism: Coffea eugenioides
Lineage: Eukaryota; Viridiplantae; Streptophyta; Magnoliopsida; Gentianales; Rubiaceae
Product: dnaJ homolog subfamily C member 17-like
Exons: 3
Molecular function (GO): RNA binding
Source: RefSeq, a predicted model, not a curated record
UCUGUGAGAGCUAUUAGGUAUUAUUAUUCCAAAUUGGCUAUUCUGGCCAGCGGCAUAGAGUUCGUAGACCACUAUCUUGUAUUAGGGCUUCCGACCGGAGAAGCCGGAACUAGAUUGUCGGAGAAAGAGAUCAAGAAGGCGUACAAGUCCAAGGCCUUGCUUCUCCAUCCCGACAAACGACCCGAUGAUGAUCCGGCGGCCGCGCGUUCAGAUUUUCAGAAACUCAAGGAAUCUUAUUUGGUUCUCAAGGAUGUCGAGGCUCGGCGCCAGUUCGACACUCUCCUGUUGAGCCGCUGCUGCCGGAGGCGGCCACGAUCGGAGAAUGUGAAGAACGAUCCCAAGCGCCAGAAGAUGAUGGCUGAUUUGCAGGUCCGAGAGCGCCGUUGUUCUGAUGAGGAACUUGUUCGGAGGGCGGAGGAGAGUACGAUUGCCGAGAAACUGAAGGGUGAGAUUGCGAAAAUUCGUGAGAUGAUGGCGGCCACUAAAAAACCUCCUUUGGAUAUGGCUAGGGUACUGAGAGUGUCUUGGGAGAAUAGCUGUAACCCUAAUUCUUAUGGUGCUUACACGGCGGAUAGGUUGCGGAUGUUGUUUGAGAAAUUUGGGGAAGUUGAGGAGGUUUUGGUCAGCAAGAAGAAGAAAAAUGGGAAUGGGGGUUGUUCAGCUCUAGUAGUGAUGGCGUACAAGGAUUCAGCUGUUGCUGCCUGUUGGAGUGUGCUCGGUGAUGUGUCAAAUCCUUUGUUGGUUCAGCCACUGGAUUCCUCCCCUCCUCCUCCUCCUCCACAACCAGAACCUGCCGAUCAUAGCAAAUUUGAAGAAUUGGUCCUUGCUAAGCUGAAACAGGCUGCUAACAGGCAAAUGAGCUGGGUGGUUGUUUGACCGCAUGAGUGUGCCAACGGAGCAAAAUUGGAGUUUGCUAUGGAAGAAAUGCUGAUGAUCUUCCCACACCAGAUAAAGCUGUACAAUUGAUUUC